Messenger RNA from Saccharomyces eubayanus, 1164 nucleotides. RefSeq names its product methionine aminopeptidase MAP1 (gene MAP1). The transcript has a single exon. The coding region runs from base 1 to 1164 and encodes 387 amino acids. The record is from RefSeq and is a predicted model, not a curated record. NCBI's taxonomy places the organism in Eukaryota, Fungi, Ascomycota, Saccharomycetes, Saccharomycetales, Saccharomycetaceae. Gene Ontology annotation, biological process: proteolysis. Gene Ontology annotation, molecular function: metalloaminopeptidase activity.
AUGACCACCGCAACCACGACUGAAACUGCCUCUGAGCAAGCCUCUCACCCUGCCACGAUAUAUUGUGCCGGUUUGCAAUGUGGUAAGGAGACCUCCUCCCAGAUGAAAUGUCCUAUUUGUUUGAAACAAGGUAUUGUUUCCGUUUUUUGUGACACGGAGUGUUAUGAAAACAACUAUAAGGCUCACAAGGCCUUGCACAAUGGUAAGGACGAUUCGAAGAGCGCUUACGAUCCUUUCCCCAAAUUCAAGUAUUCUGGUAAAUUAAAGGCCUCCUAUCCUUUGACUCCAAAGAGAUAUGUCCCUGAAGAUAUCCCUAAACCGGAUUGGGCUGCCAAUGGAUUACCGCUCAUUGAACAAAGGAAUGACAGAUUGAAUAAUAUCCCUGUUUAUAAAAAGGAGCAACUAAAAAAAAUCAGAAAAGCAUGUAUUCUCGGUAGAGAGGUCCUUGACGCCGCAGCUGCUGAAGUCAGACCAGGUAUCACCACUGAUGAAUUAGACGAAAUUGUCCACAACGAAACCAUCAAGAGAGGUGCUUACCCAUCUCCAUUGAACUACUACAAUUUCCCUAAAUCUCUUUGUACCUCUGUUAAUGAAGUUAUCUGCCACGGUGUGCCCGACAAAACUGUAUUGAAAGAAGGUGACAUUGUUAACUUGGACGUUUCUCUAUACUAUCAAGGUUAUCAUGCCGACUUGAACGAAACCUAUUAUGUUGGCGAUAACAUUUCUAAAGAAGCUUUAAAUACCACUGAAACAUCAAGAGAAUGUUUGAAAUUAGCCAUCAAAAUGUGUAAGCCAGGCACCACUUUCCAAGAAUUGGGUGACUACAUUGAGAAACAUGCCACUGAAAACAAAUGUUCUGUAGUGAGAACUUACUGUGGGCAUGGUGUUGGUGAGUUUUUCCAUUGUUCCCCAAAUAUUCCACAUUACGCUAAGAACAGAACACCCGGUGUUAUGAAACCUGGUAUGGUUUUCACGAUCGAACCAAUGAUUAACGAAGGUACCUGGAAGGACAUGACCUGGCCUGAUGACUGGACUUCUACCACUCAAGAUGGUAAAUUGAGUGCACAAUUCGAACAUACUCUGUUAGUCACCGAACAUGGUGUUGAAAUCCUAACUGCCAGAAACAAGAAAUCUCCAGGUGGUCCAAGACAAAGAAUUAAAUAG